AAAUAUCAAAAUAAUAAAAAGACUGCACUUGGCUUUGCGGCAAUUAUUUAUUUAUUAUCAAAUAGUAUGUAAUUUUGUGUUGUACAUGGCUAAUCGCGAUGUAUUCUCUAAAAUCCUGCCAAACGUCAAGUUGGCAACACGCCUCGACGCGGAUGGCCGUGAAAUACAGGUGGAACGACGUGAGGACACAGAUGCGGCUGCCAAGGAGCUGGACACAUUUGAUAUGCUCGUCGCUGCCGGCUAUUACCGAGCACGUAUCAAGGGCUUAUCCGCCUUUGACAAGGUUGUGGGCGGCAUGACUUGGUGCAUCGAGUGCUGUGAUUACGACGUCGAUGUAGAUUUGCUCUUCCAUGAGAACUUGACGAUAGGACAGAAGAUUGCGCUGGUGGAGAAAAUUGUCGCUGUUCUAAUUGACAUGAAAUGCCCGCAUGAUCUGGAGCCACAUCAGGUGCAAGGUCUAGAGUUUCUUGCCAUACAUCCAGUAAUCCAAUGGCUUGUGAAAACAUCUGUAGCUAAUCGCGAGGAACGCGGACAGCGUUUAAAGAGAUUUGCCAUUGGACAGUUUCACAAUGAUUAUCAGUACAAAAGUGACAAGGAUAAUCUGACAAAGAUCCGUUUAGCCGCUGUCAACAUAAAGGCCAUUCAGGAACUUUACAGCCCCAAAAGGCUCUUUGAGCGGAAUGAAGCCACCAGCGAGGAUGACGCAUUGAGGGUACGUCUGACCUUAAUGGAAUACGGCGAUCUUGGUUUAGUGGCUAAGCCAAGCGACGAUGCAAAGCAAACAGCUAACUUGGAUCCUAUGGAGCUUGAGCUUGAGCAACAAUUACGACAAUUGUCAGUAGCAAACGGAGCAGUUUCAGUUGCCCAAAAGCGAAUCGAUCUCGAUCCCAAUGCCAGGAGUGCGUUGCAACAGCAUUAUGCGGAAUUCAAGCUGGAAAUGGAGACAGACGCACAAGAGCUCAAAUCACAGAAUCAGCAAAAACGCUUGGAGGCUGCAAAAAUCGCUUUGGAGCAUAAGAUUAAACGCUAUAGUAAGGAAAAUGAGCAAUUAGAAUCAACGGUUGAAGCACAGAAGCAGGAAACAACUCAGGAAGUUGAAAAACUGGAAAAACUCAAAGCUGAACUUGAAGCAUAUAAGCAAACCGAAGCGAAUGCAGAUCCUGCUUUAUUGGACAAGGUCCGUGGAUUACUGCAGCAGCAUGACGAGCUGAAGAAGAGUGAAGGAGAGUUCAAGGAAAGUUGCCGAACAGAUUUAGCCAAUCUACAGCAGCAAAUCGACGAAUUGGAAUCUUUCAAUGCACAAGAUGUUGAGGCACAAGCAGCUGCUAUAGCCAAGGAGCAGCAGCGACUGCAGGAACUGCGUUUGCAUUUGGCCAAGCGUAAUCGAGGAAUUGUGGCCAUAGAGCGUAAGCUGGAUGCCAUUCCCGACCGAACCGAGUUGGCGCAGUAUCAGCGACGAUUCCACGAACUGCACAACGAGAUGAGUGCCAAGCAUCUCGAAACUAAGCAAUAUUAUACACUGUACAACACACUCAACGACAAGAAGCGCUAUCUGGAGAAAGAGCUGUCACUGCUCAACUCUAUUUGCGAGGCAUACAACGAGGGCAUGCUCAGUCCACAUGGCCGUGAGGAUUUCAUACGUCAGUUUGAAACAAUUGUCGAUGGCGUCAAGAGUGCUCAGGACAAGGUGCGACACAAAUACAACGAGGAGCGCAUGCGACGUGAUGAACUCAACGAGGAAUUACUCGGUUUGCUCGAAUUACAGCGGCAAUAUGCGGCGGCCAUUAAGCAACUCACUCGGGAGUGCCAACGUUGCGAACAGCUGCAGCAGCAUCUCAAGUCAAUUCAAAAGCAAACACAAUAAAACAAUCCAUAGCUGUAGUGUUGAUUCAUAUUAUUAAAUCUAUUAAUUAUGCUUAAA
This is a messenger RNA of Drosophila albomicans, 1921 nucleotides long. It is a transcript of the gene fidipidine, whose product is annotated as coiled-coil domain-containing protein 93. Bases 86 to 1864 code for a protein of 592 amino acids. Lineage: Eukaryota; Metazoa; Arthropoda; Insecta; Diptera; Drosophilidae. The record is from RefSeq and is a predicted model, not a curated record. Gene Ontology annotation, biological process: Golgi to plasma membrane transport. The transcript has 7 exons.